AUGGCUGAUGCGGUCACUCGUGCUGAGUCGGUGGCGUCCAAGCCAUCCGAGGAAAAGGUUCCAUACGACGUCUCGGUCAAAGAAAGCGUCUCAGAUCGCGAUGCCGCUGCUGCUCAAUCCGAGGACAAUGGCGACUUGCAUCGGGCCCUCAAGCCGAGGCAGGUCUCCAUGAUUGCCAUCGGCGGUGCGAUCGGCACUGGUCUCAUCAUCGGUACUGGUUCUGCCUUGGGUCAAGGUGGUCCCGCUGGUGUCCUCAUCGGAUACGUCGUCAUGGGUUUGUGCUGCUUCGCCACGCUUUGCGCUCUCGCGGAGAUGAGCGCAUACAUUCCUCACAAGCGCGGAUUUCCUGGUCAUGCCACACGCUUCGUCAGCCCCGAAUUUGGAUUUGCGUGAGUGUUGGUUGUCGAGCGGGACAUUGCCGAGUCCUCUGAGCUCGAAGGUCAUUCGACUUACCUUGUGUUUCGCUGCACCGUGUGCCCAUAGUACCGGAUACAACUACCUCUUCAAAUGUGAGCAGCGUGAAGCAGGGUCACUAGAGCUCACGAACUUUUCUUUGCUGACAAUUGCUCCUCCCAUAACGCAGACCUGAUCAUCUUUCCCACCCAGCUUAGCGCCGCCGCGCUCCUGAUUACGUUCUGGACACCGCUCAAUCCCGCAGUCAUCAUCAGCGUCUACCUAGUCGUAUGCGUGUUCCUCAACUAUGCAGGCGUAGCUUGGUUUGGCGAGAUAGAAUUCUGGCUUUCGUUCAUCAAGAUCAUCGUUUUGACGGGAUUAAUUCUCCUCGCGCUCAUCCUCGAUCUUGGAGGUGGUCCAACUGGAGACUUCAUUGGCGGUCGCAACUGGAGAGAUGGAAGAGCGUUCCGCGAAUACAAGGCGGAGGGUGCCCUGGGUCGCUUCCUCGGCGUUUGGAGCUGUAUGACUACUGGUCUCUUCGCCUUCAUGGGUAGCGAGCUGAUUGGUGUCUGCGUCGGUGAGACAGCCAACCCCAGGAAAGCUCUGCCUUCGGCGAUCAAGAAGACUUUCUACCGUAUCCUCUUCUUCUACUGGAUCGGCACGACGAUGAUCGGUCUCAUCGUCCCUUCCGACGACCCUCGACUCCUCGGCAAAGGUGUUGCAAAGGGCACAGCAGCAGCCAGUCCAUUCGUCAUCGCAGUUGUCGACGCCCAGAUCAAGGCGCUGCCGAGCCUCGUGAAUGCUUGCUUGCUUAUCUUUGUCCUGUCGGCCUGCAACUCCGAUCUGUACAUCGCUGCUAGAACCCUCUACGCCAUCGCGUGAGUUCUGCAGCUCGUGCCUUCUUGGCUUGCCGGCUGUCACGUCACAUCUGUAUACUGACGCCUCCCUUGCCGAUCUCACCCGUCGUCCGCAGAGAGGACGGCAAUGCGCCCCGCAUCUUCCUGAAGUGCAACAAGCGCGGAGUGCCUUACAUGGCUCUUGGCUUCUCCUCAAUCAUCGGUGCUAUCGCGUACAUGAGUGUGAAUACCGGUGGAAAUACUGCAUUCGGGUACCUCAAGGACACCGUCACAAUUUGCGGCGGUGUCGCGUGGUGCAACAUCCUCUACUCUCACAUCGCCUUCAUGAGAGGCCUCAAGGCUCAAGGCAUUUCCCGAGAUAUUUUGCCCUACCGAGCGCCAUUCGCGCCAUACACAUCUUGGGCCGCUCUCAUUUGGGUGUCCAUCGUGCUCUUCUUCAAGGGCUUCGCAGCAUUCAUUGGAAAGUUCGAGUACAAGACUUUCAUCACCCACUACAUCGCUUUGCCGAUCUUCUUCGUCCUCUGGUUCGGCUACAAGUUCGUCUGCAAGACCAAGGUGGUCAAGCCUGAAGAGGUAGACUUUGCAGCUGCUCAAUCCUACGAUCACCUCGACGAGAAGGAGGACGAGGAGGUUGGCAAUCUGACCAUGAAACAGAAGACGAUCAAGUUCUUCAAGGAGUGGUAG
Messenger RNA from Ceraceosorus bombacis, 1934 nucleotides. The record is from the annotation of a GenBank genome assembly. NCBI's taxonomy places the organism in Eukaryota, Fungi, Basidiomycota, Exobasidiomycetes, Ceraceosorales, Ceraceosoraceae.